UGAGAACUAUUUCUAGAGGUGUCUCUGUAGAACCAUUCAUCAAGUUGGAUUUUCUUCACAAAUCAGAGUGCACAAAUCCGGGUGUCAAAUCAGAACACAGACAAUUUUCGACUUCAUGUGCGGGGGUAUAUUCUCAAGGCACAGGCGUACAUUAGCUGUGUGCGGACAUCCAUGGAAUGUGGACAUCCAUGGAGCUGUGUGCGAUUACAAGGUGAUUGUAAAUGCCUUCUAAGUAAUGAUCAGCAGCGGGAUUCGAAAAACUUUUCGAAUCUCGAAAAGUUGGAAACUUCGUUUUUCUGCGUGGAGAUGUGAUUCCAAUUGCACAAGGUCAGAGGAAAUCCAGGCAACCUUAUUCGAUACAGACGCACCACACGCUUGCUAUGCAGUGUUGUGGACUGUGGCGCUCGGGAGGAAACACUAUGUGGACAACGGCGGUUAUGAUUUGGAAAUGUCAAACGUGGAUACUCUCUUUGAGAUCAACGUACAGGUUUGGUUGGAUAUUCAAGACAGAAAAUAUAAGAAGUUUACAAGAUUGACUUGAUUGAAAAAUCAUUUUCAGAGAGUGUCAUGUACAUUUAUUUUUUUCAAAGCAUCAGCCCGCAACAGAGGCUAGUCAUCACAAGCACGAGUUGCUAAAAAAUUAGUGAGCGGUACUACAGUGAUCAACUGAGUAAAAGUCUUUGC
Molecule: messenger RNA, 684 nt
Organism: Marchantia polymorpha subsp. ruderalis
Lineage: Eukaryota; Viridiplantae; Streptophyta; Marchantiopsida; Marchantiales; Marchantiaceae
Source: the annotation of a GenBank genome assembly